Molecule: messenger RNA, 360 nt
Organism: Rotaria socialis
Lineage: Eukaryota; Metazoa; Rotifera; Eurotatoria; Philodinida; Philodinidae
Source: the annotation of a GenBank genome assembly
AUGACCUUAAGCAACGAUGAACUCGCCUGCGUCUAUGCAUCACUUAUCUUAGCUGAUGAUAAUGUUGAUGUCAAAGGUGAUAAAAUCGCAGCGAUCUUAAAAGCUGCCAAUUAUGAAAUUGAAUCAUAUUGGCCAGGUCUUUUCGCCAGUGCAUUAGAAGGUGUCAAAGUCACAGAUUUAAUUAGAAAUGUUGGGUCAGCCCCAGCUGCUGCUCCUGCAUCCGCACCUGCUGCCACAACAGCCGCUGCUGAAGAUAAGAAAGCUGCGGGUGGUAAAGAAGCUGCCAAGAAAGAAGAAAAGAAACCCGAAAAAGAAGACUCCGACGAAGGCGAAGAUAUGGGCUUCGGUUUAUUCGAUUAG